Musa acuminata AAA Group (dessert banana) is the source of this 5013-nucleotide messenger RNA. RefSeq lists its product as uncharacterized. The record is from RefSeq and is a predicted model, not a curated record. Gene Ontology annotation, cellular component: gamma-tubulin complex; centrosome; spindle pole. Gene Ontology annotation, biological process: meiotic cell cycle; microtubule nucleation; cytoplasmic microtubule organization. Bases 620 to 4426 code for a protein of 1268 amino acids. The transcript is spliced from 14 exons. Gene Ontology annotation, molecular function: gamma-tubulin binding; microtubule minus-end binding. Lineage: Eukaryota; Viridiplantae; Streptophyta; Magnoliopsida; Zingiberales; Musaceae.
UAUAUUUCUUUGUGCUACCUGCCUUGUGAUUGGACAUGCCGCGGGUGUUUAGACGUAAGACUGGUAAGAAGGCGGGUGGAUAAUAAUUUCGUGCAGUUAAAGUUGGCAGUCUGCUGACCUGUUUUGGGCCGUCAGGACAUAUUCCUUGCGGUCUCCUGCUUCUCCAGUUCCACCGCCGCUGCCCCACCGACCGCCGGAGACUGCAGCGCCACUGCCGUGGGUGCUGAACCACCGGGAGGGACCGCCUAUGACCUGUUCGACGCCGGAUAGUCGCCGCUCACCUCCAUGAAGUAGACUCUCCCCUCUCUUUCUCCGUGCAUUCCUGCUGGCGGUUUUCACGGGAGAUCCGUCUCCAGUGAUGGUUGGGAACGGAACAAGAACGAAAAGACCGGAGAUGAGAUGAGGGCGGGAAUAGGAAGAGCGACCUGGACCUAGGUUUCGGUCUCGGCGUAAUCGCUUGCUUUGAGAUUUGCGAAAGGUCCCUCGUUUCAUCAUCGGAGAGCGGGAAAAAACCCGCACCUUUCGAAAGCUACACGGAAAAGAAGAGAGGAGGAAAAGAAAUCAUAAACCCUAACCCGAAGCACGCAGGUCUGCGGAGUGGCCUCUCCCCGUGUACCUUAUGGAGAUAGAUCCGAACUUUUCCUCGCUGCUUCGGACCCUAAGGGUGGACGACCCAUGGGUUCCUCCCAAGACGUGGGAAUCGAUCCCCUCCGAGAGCGGCAGAGUUCGAUCCGCUGAUUCUUGCGGCCAAUCACAAGAUCCGAUAUACGAAUCUUCUUUAAUUUCUGAGGCUAAUUUGGUUCAUCUGGUUGUAAAUGCAUUGCUAGGCAUAAAGUCAUCCAUAAUGGAAAUUGAUAAGCUCGCAGCAAUAUUCUCUUCAAGUCCAGCUGAUAGAACUUUUCAUAGAGUCCCUACUUUAUGGUGUCGAUCAUUGAGCACCAACGCUUUGGGAAAGAUUCUUAAAUGUAUAAGCCACUCAGGUCUUGUUGUAUGCUUACUCCAGAAGUUUGUUAACUUUUAUCAGUGUGCAAAUCGAGAUGUACAACAAAGUGAAGACAAGGGAGAGGGAAGUACUAGUCUAGAAGACACCAAUUUUUUAGAAGAUCUUCUAGGAUCACCCCCAAAUAGGAAAGUUGUUAAUAUGAAUGAAAUAUGGAUGCAACCACCUUAUAGUUUGAUUAACCAAGCGUUUGCUGUAGCUGUUAAAAAAGUUCUUCAAGGAUACUUUGGUGCCUUGAAUACUAUGCAAGCAUCUGUUAAGUUGAGGCGCUCAGCAAUGACGUUUGAGAAAUCUGUUCACAUUCCUGAUGGAUCAUGUGGAUACACAAAAAUUUCUCAAUCAGGAAUUACUCUUCUGGAAGUUUUUCUGCACACCAAUGAAUUGAGAACACAAAUUGAAUCCCUGGGAAACAUCUGUUUUCCCAGGUUUGCUGAUCUUGCUGUAUCUAGAGAGGCUUUGACAGCUGAGACCAACAUAGAGUUUCAUAACUUCCCAAGAGGAGUAGAUUUACUCUCAUAUUUGUAUCUUCAGUUACGUAAUGCUGAUCCUAUUCAUCAUGCACUUCUCAAGCAUCUCUUUGUUGGUUCAUGUGAACCCUACUGUGGCUUCAUCAAAUCAUGGAUUUUUCGUGCAAGCAUUGAUGAUCCUUACAGAGAGUUUUUUGUGCACAAGUCAACAAAAUCUAAUGCUGCAAGUGAAUCUGUUGAUAAGUUAUUUCUGACAGAAAUCAAGGAGCAAAUUGGCAUCUCAGUUCCUUGCUUUCUGAAAGAUGUUCAUCGUCCCCUUGUCCGAGCUGGGCUACAACUUCAAGUUCUUGUCAAGUUUCUGAGCUUAUUUAAUUUUGAUUUUGUUGGAAGAAGCGCUAAUUCACAUUGCAAUUUGGCAAAUAUUGAGGAAAUUCUUCCUUGUUGGGUUGGCAUGUCAACUGAUUCAGCAUUCCUCUCAAACUCAUUAACAUUUUGCAAGCAGAGAAUUGAAGCCUUGAUUUGUCAGAGACAAAAUAUAUACCAGAUGAUGCUCGAAAAGCUUCAAGUGUUUUUCUCAAAAUCUGACAUUAGAUAUGAGAGGAUGAAUCACAUGGUAAUUCCCUUUAAUAAUGCCCAGAGCUUGUACAGUGGAAGAAGUCCUAAUAUUCCCAUCAUUUUGCUUUCUGGUGCCGAUUAUGUCUUCUCUGCAACAACCGAUGAGCCAGAAGCUACCAGGAUAUGUACAACUCAAAACGCUACUGAUGCUUCUUAUACAUCUGAGGAGUCUUCAUAUGAACUGGAUUCAUUGCACAAUUCAGAAAACUCUUUUUAUAGUUCUGAAGAGGAAACUGAGUCUGAGGGUUUCCUUACUUCAGGCAAUCAUGUAAUGCCACCAGAAUAUCUUCUGCAUUCGGAUUCAUUGCCCUGUUAUACAAUUAAAAUUCCAUUCCCAAACUCCAAUGAAAUUGGAAGGCUGUGCUUCUCUCAAGCCUCUUGUUAUAGUAUGCCUAAACAACAUGGACCUGCUGUUCAUCAUUAUAAGAAUGAAAAGACAAGUAGUUCUGUCUCCUUUUGUUGUGGAGAUGAAAAACCAGUCAUGACUCCAGUUCUUUCAGAUGAGAACUACAAUUCUGACAAUUUCUGGCCAGUAGGACUUCUGAAGGCUCCUUUCUAUCACAUCAUCAACUACAGAGGUCCAAAGCAACCAUGCUUAGCUCCGCAAAGUAUUCAGAUGACUGAUGAGAACUCAGGAACCCUGGAAAAUACAAAAUCAGUAUCUGAUAAAGUUAUUGUUCCAUUCAGUUCAAAAUUAGAUACGGUUGGAAGAUUUGAAUUCAUGAAUGCUAGAAUUGGACCUUGGUGUCACGACAUUUUUUCAUCAUGGAACUCCAAUGAAUACUAUGAUCUUAGUGCCAACCCGAUUUUGACAAGAUUUUCUUGGUUUAGUAAUAUGGACAUUUUAAAAGAUAGAAGCUCCAAUAAGAGACACCGUUCACAUUUCCCAUACUUUGACUUCUCCUCGGUGGUUGAUCCUUGUAAUUUCUCGAUAAAUGUUUUAGCCACUCCUGAUAAUGGGUUGGAAGUUGAAGCUUCUAGGAUUGGGAAUUCAAAUCUUGCUACUGUAGGCAGUAAUGGAAUCUUGGCUGACUCUGUACAACAUAGUAAUAAAGACCAACCAGAUUUAAAGCCCACAUGUUCAUCAAAUACAUCAAUAGAGGCACACCACACACCAGGGCAUCUUCCUUCAAGCGUUUCUGGGGGGGCACUCUGGGUGGGUUCAUUACAUUAUUCUAAUGAAAUUGAAUCUUGUGCUGAAGACAAGUGGCAUGAUUCAGGGGCAGAGUUUGAGAUGCCACCUGAUGUUGUCAUAGACAAAUGCAUAGUGCAAGAGAUAUUGCUUCAUAUGUCAGCAACUUUGCUAUCAAGUUGCUCGAGGAAGGUUUUGAUCUGCAUGAACAUUUGUUGGCAUUGCGGCGAUAUCAUUUUAUGGAACUGGCAGACUGGGCAGAUACAUUUAUUAUUUCUGUUUGUAAACAGUGUUUUUUCCUUCAAGAAAUGGUCUGUUGCUGAACCAGAGAAGAAAGUAGCAGAGAUGCAAGGGAUCCUUGAGUUGUCAUUACAAAGAUCUUCAUGUGAGACUGAUCAAUACAAGGAGAGGUUAUAUGUGUACAUGAAUGGACAAAGCAUUGUGCCUGUAUCAAAUUCUUCAGCUGUUCAAUUGGCAGGUCUCAAUAUCUUUGAUUUUAUGUUGUUGGGUUACAAAGUUGACUGGCCCAUCAAAAUUAUUGUGACACCAGCUGCACUGAAUAUUUAUGCUGAGAUCUUUCAUUAUCUCAUUCAAGUCAGACUUGCCGCUUUUUCUUUAGUUGAGGUCUGGUACUAUAUAAAGGCCUAUCAGAGUUCCGUAUUGCGUGGUCAAGAUUUGAAAUUUCACAAAAUAGACUUGCAAAUCUUGAUAAAAUUAAGGCAACAAAUGAAUCACUUUUUGUCUGCUCUGCAACAAUAUCUGCAUUCACAGUUGUCAAAUGUCUCCUGGUCUCGUUUUCAACAUUCCCUUAAACAUCAGGUCAAAGACAUGCUAGACUUAGAAUCUGUGCACAUGUCAUAUCUUGCGGAAGCUUUACACAUAUGCUUUUUAUCUGAGGACACAAAGCCUGUAGCUGUUAUCAUAGAAAACAUUUUGCAAUGUGCUUUAGACUUUGGGCUGCAUCUAACUGGAGGUCAUUUAUAUGCUGGAACCAACAGACCAGGACCAUUAAACUUGCAAUCUGACAUAAACCUGUGUAAGGUUUCCACAAUUCAAACAAUAUUUGAAAGAAAUCUUAAAGAUUUGUACCUAUUGUAUCUCAAGUCUCCGAAGCAUGUUGACUUCAGUCUUUGUCGUUUCUGGGAUCACCUUAACUACAAUGAGUACUACUCCAACAUCUUCAAUAGAGACACUAACUACUUGUGCUUGUGAGACUAUAUCCAGAUUUAUCAACAGUUUGCAGACGAGUGUGUGAAUAUGAUGAGAUGAUUCCAAUUAGACUCCAGGCAGGCCAUUACUGGGUACCUUUAUUUGCGAUACUGUUAUCUCGGAGGCAAGAGACGCAUCUCGGAACUCAUGCAGUUUCAGUAUCAUGGUCAGUCAUAUGGCAUUCUGCAUUUUGGCAGAAGACAGAAUCCAAUUACUUCAUUGACUUACAACUUAGAUGCUACAUUUCUUGGAUUCUGCCACUUUGAAGCAUCAUGUGGAAUCUAAUGGGUGCAUGGCAGAUUCAGUUUACAUGUUUCACAGCAGUUGCUUGUCAUUUCUUCCAUCAUCAACCAAGUCCAAAUGUAGGUUUUCAGAGAAUACGCGGUGUUGAUUGCGAUUGUCCUAAUCCUCUCUCAGACACUGAAAAAAGAAAACUGCUCUGCCAAAUGUAUAACGGUUUAAUCCGUGUUGUGUAAAUUGUAAGAAAGUGUUAUGACAUUUGAUUCUUGGUUAAAUGUAAUGUAUGAUUCCUUCUAUCAUAAGACUGUUGAUGCUUAGAAAGAAUUUGGGUUGGCUUAUGAAUUUUUGAA